AUGACGGCCAGGGAACUUCUUUUGGACAGGGAUAAUGUUGUAAACUUUUCUCGAAACAGCUCUCAAUAUGGAAGCGGCUCGCGAAUUUAUAAUGGAACUUUUGGCGCUAGCUCGUACUCAUCCAGCCGAAACGAUCACGACGCUGCGAAGAACACUCAGUAUUUUCAAGAGCAGCAACGGAAAAACAAGCGACGAACGGAGCAGUGGCACCGUGCGAAUGCGCAGGCUGAAAGACUUGCAAUGCAGGAACGAGAGCAACGUCGGGAAUGGCAUUUAUUUGAUCAACAACGUCGACGGCAGCACUCACAACAACCAGAACCACACUUUCAUCCAACUCGCCCUGUUCAAACUCAGCCGACGUCGCGGCAGCAGCAACAGCAGCAACGAUCGCGAGAACAAUGCGCGCCUCCACCAAGCUACGCUCAAGUGUCGCGCGAUCCGGACGAUGAUGAAAAUCAGGGUCGUAGAGAGCCUUUGCGACGCAAACGAUCUUUGCGAGAAUUGGUUUUUGGGAAAUCUCCAAAGAAGAAAAGCCCUUCAAGCGGCGCAAAUGUUCAAACAACUCAACUGCCCAUGGGAGAUAUCGUAAUCGAUUCUGGCGAUGCCAAUAAUAACGAACCUUCACCGCCCAAUUACGAUUUUACUGAGAAAGGAAGCCUUACUUCCAUUGCAGAAGAAGAGGAGCCCUUGACAGAGGAAGAACAAGCAGCGAAAUGGUUAGACACCAACUAUUCUGCUUUGCCUGCUACGUCUGGCUCUUCUUCUUCGUCUGAUAGCGAUGAUGAAAUUGAUCCUUCGACGCUGAUUGAGCUCAAAAAGCUUAAUCCCAAGGUUGAAGUUUCUUCAAUCAGUGAAAAACCCGUGGCGCCCGCAUCUGUGGUACAGACGAAUCCUCAGUUAAGUCAUCUCGUGCGCAAAGGUUCGAUUCGACGUAAACAACCCUGCCCUGCUCAUCCUCUGGCUACUCACAGCGUCGAUAGCUCGUCCUUUCAAUCGAAGGCGGUCAAAGAAGAGCCUUCCGUUGCAGAUGAGGAAAUCGAUCCGGCUGUCGGCCCGACGAAAAAACCGCCAAAAUCUACGGUGUAUGCGGAAGAAGACGGUGACUCGCCAACCUUUGUUCAGGCUGUCGGCAGCCUUCGCAAAAAAUACGAACUCAUGAAGCUAGUUAAUAAAGAUCUUAAAAUCCAGGACGUUAAUUUUCAAUAUGAGCCUGGUCCAAUGAGUCCGAUGUCCAAGAUAUUUCAAGAACGACCUGUUCAAGAAACACGAAUUUGGGGUCCGCCGGGCCGCAACGCCGCUUCAGCCCCAAGAAAAGAUCAACCGGAAAAAAAGGGCGCCCUGGACACUACCGGCAAACAUGAUUGCCCUUCCUCUGCUAAAGAGACUUCAUUUAUUCCCGUAUCGCUCACGAAAGAAGAAGGGAACGAAUCGAUGUCUUUGGCAGAGCAAAAAAUUGACCUUGAUGAAAGCGCUGCCUCUUUUCAUAGCGCAAUUUCAAUGCCGUACGACUCCCCGGUUGAAAUUAUGAAGAGCUUCAAGUCAUACGAUCGAUUUGGCAAAAGUUCUGACAACUCCAACCACUCCGACGAUAUCAAAAUCGUCGACGAAGUCGAAAUCAAAGUGGAAGUUCCAAAAGAGCAUCCAAAAAUCGAAAACGACGAAGAUCUUCCCCGAGCUCCUGCGUCGGAGCCUGCUUCAGUUGACGACGAUGUUGACAGUGAGGAAUACAGCGACGACGAUGUUUUCGAAAGCAUUCCCCAAGAUCGGCACGUAGUUGUGACUACUACAACAUCCUCCGUGUCAUCGUACGCGUCAUCCCUUCUCUCCCAAAGCACGGUUACAACGACAACGUCCGGCUCCUCAGUCUCAAGCGGACAGUCGGGGUCGACUUCAUCCAGUGGCUACCAAUCGUCCGACCCUGCCCCAAAAGGAGACACUGUUGACGUUGAAAAUGAGCUGAUCGAUGGCAAAAAGAGCAAGAGAGUCAAUAAGUCUGCGCCAACGUCAAAGACGACAAAAAAGAAAAACACAGCGGAAGCCGAAGAGGAACGCCCACGACGUUAUCCAAAGCGCAGCUGCCGAAAAACUGAUCGAUUUAGCUACAACCAUGGCGAUCUUUUUUAA
Oikopleura dioica is the source of this 2124-nucleotide messenger RNA. The record is from the annotation of a GenBank genome assembly. Lineage: Eukaryota; Metazoa; Chordata; Appendicularia; Copelata; Oikopleuridae.